AUGUCAGACAUUCAGCAGUAUCUGCUGGACUAUGACAGGAACAAGAAGGAGGCGACCGAGACUGCACAGAAGAGUGCGACGCGACUCAAAGAUGGACAAUUGAAGCUCAUCAGCCUCGUGACUGAUCUCGGCGAGUAUUUGAAUAGCGAAGAUGGCGCCACGCGUUCUAAGAGUGAGUUUGCAACACAGAUAGCUUUUAUCCAUGCUGAUAGUAGCGUAGCCAUGUCGUAUCUCGCGGAGGUGCUCGCCUCGACACCACAAAAAGUGCUGGUCUCUCCAGCAGCAACCGAAGACAGCGAAGGCUUGGGAUCCUGCGCGAAAGCACUCAUAGCUUUGGAAGAGCUUGGAAAAUGGGACGAUGUUCGAGUGGUUGGCAUAAUCGAAGCGUUACUCACGAAUACCCACCCAUUGCGCCAGUUCAAGCAGCAGAGUGAACGGUAUCCCGUGCUGCGACUGGUCGAUACUCUCAUGGCCAAGUACCGAGAAGCUUUACGAGAACACCACGAGUCUAGACCGGAUUUCAUGUCACGUUUCAUUGCAUACUUCGAUGGCGAGAAGGACCCACGGAACCUGAUGGUAGUCUUCUCUAUCCUAAAAGUACCUAUGACGGAGUGGAACAUUGGCGCGGACGCCCAGGAACUCUUUGAUGCUGUUUUCAACUACUUCCCUAUCACGUUUCGACCACCGCCAGAUGAUCCCUACGGUAUCACAGCUCAGGACCUGAAAGACCGUCUAAAGGACUGUAUAUCAUCCACCGCGGACUUUGCACCCUACGCGUUUCCGGCUCUGCUUGACAAGCUCGACUCAACAUCAAUGAACACCAAGCGAGACGUCCUUCAAACAAUUACCGCGUCGGUCACAGAGUACGGCCCACGCACGGUUUCGCUCUACUCGAUAACGCUGUGGGAUGCGUUGAAGUUUGAAAUUUUGAAGGUAGAACAAGAGGAUCUCGCCGAGGAAGCACUGGCAGCAUUGGCUGCUAUUGCGAAGGCGCUGUCUCAAGGCACGAGUGGCCCACUCAACGCAUACUUACGACCAAUCAUCAAAGAAUGUAACGAACACCUUGAAGAUGCGCCAACCAAGCAAUCACAGGCCGCCGCUCGGAUACUGAAGAGCAUCGCCAACGUAUCAGCAGAGGUCACCAACAUUCUUUUAGCUGGAGUCUUACCCACCAUGUUUCUCUUGUUUCAGAACGCAGAUACCAUGGCCAAGCGGAGAGGACUAUUGGAAGUCCUUGUCCAGCUCAUCCGGGCAAACAUUGAUGUCUAUGGCGAUUGGCGUGUGAUAGGACCUGCUGGAGACCAAGUUGAGAGCAAUGCUUUAGCCAAGUUCCGCGAAGACGCCCUGAAGAUCAUGCUUGACGGUUUGAGAACUGCACCAGCAAAGGAAGUCUCGUUUCGACUAGUGUGCCUAGAUGGUCUAUUGCAAUUGUCGAAAGCACGGCAGCUGCUACGAGACGAGGAUGUCAGCGAGAUCAUCCAGCUCCUACACUAUAUCGUCAUCCACGAAGAGCCAUAUGGCAAAGAUGAGGUCAAAGUGGCUGCGAUCAAUGGCAUCGUCGAGAUCGCCCACCAAAAGCCACAAGUAGUUGUUGACAAAGCCUUCCCCGCGUUUCUCGCACAAUUACCCGACACCGAUGCCGAUGGUCAAAGAGAUUACCUCACCGUAUUGGAGGCUUUCGCGAAGCUUGCUGGUGAAGAACAAGUUUUCGAUACCGUUCUACUGCGACUAAAGAACAAGUUCAGUGUAGCUGUAAAGCAGGACGCGACUACUGAGUACGUGGUCGCAUUGCUCUCGGCUAUCCUCUACGCCCUCAACAAGGGCGAGGCAAAGUUGGCACAAGCCUCAGAAAAGUCCAGCUACUACAACGAUAUCGCCUUGCCUCUGUUACAACGUGCUUCAGAUGCCAAUACUUCUCAUAAAGCCUUCGAGGACGAGAAGACAAUGGACCUAGUCGGACGCAUAUGCAACCUCAUCAUACGGCCACAAUCCACUGAGCAACAAAAUGCCGUUGCAGCGGAAGUUUACACACUUUUUCGGGGGACGCCGCAGCUUGAGCUGGCACCAUUCAACAUGUCCCUCAUCAUCAACAAGUACUACACAGCUUCUACGUUGAAACGAUGUAUGGACCCCCUGAUCGCCGACUUAGACCUUUUGAACCCCGAGAAACUCGACCCUCCCAGGAUACGCAUUAUAUUUACCUGCCUCAAGGGCAUCGUCCUUCGCAGCAGUCCCAUCCUCAGUACACUCUACACAACUAUACUAAACCUCCUCUCUCAUCCACAAUACGGUACGGCCGUCGCCCACGGAUUCUCCACGCUUCUUCAACCCGACGACCUCUUGAUCAAGCAAAACCACUGCCAGAUCCUAGGUCUACACAAACACAAGACUUUUGCGCUCUUAGUACCAAGCAUAACACAGGCUUUCAGAGAGGCGGAUGCGCAAACGAAGCCAAAUUACCUCAUUGCGCUGGCCGGUGCUUUGCGAUGGAUGCCUUUUGACAUUGUUGUCGAGGAAGUAGCCCAGCUGACUACACUGCUCUUGCAAUCCCUCGACCUCAAAUCCGCUGAUGGUGUCAAAGAAGCAGCCCAUCGGCACGCUUAA
Messenger RNA from Parastagonospora nodorum SN15, 2604 nucleotides. RefSeq lists its product as hypothetical. Gene Ontology annotation, cellular component: cytosolic [4Fe-4S] assembly targeting complex. Lineage: Eukaryota; Fungi; Ascomycota; Dothideomycetes; Pleosporales; Phaeosphaeriaceae. The transcript is spliced from 4 exons. The record is from RefSeq and is a predicted model, not a curated record. The coding region runs from base 1 to 2604 and encodes 867 amino acids. Gene Ontology annotation, biological process: iron-sulfur cluster assembly.